CUCGGGGCUCUCUCGCAGGUGUAAGAAAAAAAAGAAAAGAGAGGAAAGAAACGGCCGAGUUGUCGAGUCCAAGGUAGUUGUCAAGCCGCUUUCGAUUGGCAUUAGGAAAGUCCGUGGAUUUGCAAAAGCCAUCAUCUAAUCAAAGGAAAAGUUUCUCAAGGGAGAAGGAGGGAAAAAAAAAAAAUGAUUCACUGAAGAAAAGUGGUGUGUGUGUGAGAGGGAGAGAGAGAGGUGAAGAAAUAAAUAUCCCCCUCAUAAUGGAAUUGAAGGUGGAAGACGAGAAUGGUACCGAGAGGCAGAUGUUCUUGGUUGGUAGCCCUCGAGAUCCUUUGGUGUCGACGGGUGCAAUUGUUGCGACUGGUGCCGAAGAAAUCAGUCCUGGCGAUCUCCAGUCGAGCGCUCUCGCCGGUCUAAUGGGAGCGCAAUCUUCCUCCGUUUGCUUCCCAGCUAAAUUCACUUAUGAUUUUUCACAAAGUCCAAUAAGUGAAGAGCGUCAAACUUCGGGAACCGUUGGAAAAAGAAAGCAACGAAGAUAUCGAACGACUUUUACGAAUUUUCAACUCGAGGAACUGGAACGUGCCUUUCAUAAAACUCAUUAUCCCGAUGUAUUUUUCAGAGAAGAACUUGCACUUAGAAUUCAACUCACUGAAGCAAGAGUUCAGGUGUGGUUUCAAAAUAGACGGGCAAAAUGGCGAAAACAGGAGAAACAAUGCAAGGGAAAUCAUUUGGGACCACAUUUAGGUUCAAAUGAAUGCCAAGAAGUUCUACAACAACAACAACAACAACAGCAACAAGAUCAUUUAUUGUUAGAACCACCAUUGGGAAGUCCGCCACCAAUUUAUCUUGGAAUGGAAUGGGCAGGAUUUUCUCCAUAUACCAAUAAUUCCUCGUCUCCUUUAAUUGUAAAUGGAAUGAAUAAACCACCUGAUUCUGACGACAGUCCAUUGUUAGAUCCAGAAUUACUUCAAUUGAAACCGCCUCGAAAUUAAUGAAGUAAUUUUCCUUCUUCCCCCCCAUCACCUGCUUCCAUUUUUUCAGACGUGAUAUUAUGUAAUUCACUAGGAUAUUUAUAAUAUCGAUUUAAAAAAAAAAAAAAAAACUUGUAUAAUGAUAAUUAAUAAUAUCAAUUUUAUAGCUUUAAAUUAUUUAAAGUUAAAUUAAUAUUUAUUGAUGCUAUUAAUG
Molecule: messenger RNA, 1182 nt
Organism: Leptopilina boulardi
Lineage: Eukaryota; Metazoa; Arthropoda; Insecta; Hymenoptera; Figitidae
Product: paired mesoderm homeobox protein 2-like
Exons: 3
Coding region: 258-989 (243 amino acids)
Biological process (GO): regulation of transcription by RNA polymerase II
Molecular function (GO): RNA polymerase II transcription regulatory region sequence-specific DNA binding; DNA-binding transcription factor activity, RNA polymerase II-specific
Source: RefSeq, a predicted model, not a curated record